This is a messenger RNA of Grosmannia clavigera kw1407, 7989 nucleotides long. RefSeq names its product DNA-directed RNA polymerase 1 subunit. Gene Ontology annotation, molecular function: DNA-directed RNA polymerase activity; DNA binding; metal ion binding. NCBI's taxonomy places the organism in Eukaryota, Fungi, Ascomycota, Sordariomycetes, Ophiostomatales, Ophiostomataceae. The transcript is spliced from 3 exons. The record is from RefSeq and is a predicted model, not a curated record. Bases 1 to 7989 code for a protein of 2662 amino acids. Gene Ontology annotation, cellular component: RNA polymerase I complex. Gene Ontology annotation, biological process: DNA-templated transcription.
AUGUUGAUUAUGAACAGCAGCAGCAGCGGUAACAGAAACAAUAGCGGCAGAAACAACACCAGCAGAACCAAUAUUCACAGCAAAAGCGCAAACAAUAGCGCCAACAACAGCCGUAGGACAUCCCUAGUGCUCUCUGAGGCCCAGUAUGGCCGCGGUGCUGUAUUGCCGCUCAGCAUUCCCAAGUCUGUUGCCUCGACAAGAUACGACAUACCAUCGCCACGGCGAUUCAGCCCACUGCCGUCGACGCCGCUUUCAUCGUCUACGACUGCUCACGGUUGUGCUGGCGUCCAGGAGUCGUCACAGGUCGCCGCUCUCGAUCAGGACGGCACAGGAGUCACCGGCAACCCCGUACCCCUGCGGCCGACAACCACGGACGAUGGCAUAUCAGGCAAGCCGUUUGUGCGACCCAUCGUGGCAGAUCGGCCAUGCAGCCUUCCGUUAGGCUCUCUGCUUCGAGGAAACGGUAGCCCCACCGAGGAACCUCUGGCAUCAAGCACACCUACAAAUGACUCGCCCGGAGAGGCCGAGCGAGCCCGGACAGCCGAGAGAGAAAAGGAACUGGUGACAGCGUCCCGUAUGCUGGAAGACCUGAAGGCAUCGGCUGCCGUGCCUGUCGGAGUAUCUCGCCUGCACGUGGUGGACCUGCCGACGCUGCAGAUGCGGCCGAUCUACUGGUCACCCGUCCACGAUAUUGCCGUCGUGCAGCGGGCCACGUGGUUUUACAGAGACACAAUGCUGCCGCUGGAGCCGGCCGUGGCUAACCAGCUGGAAUCGCUGUACCGCGAGUUGCGCCCGUGGACCGACACCUGGGCCGAUGAGCUGCGGUGUGCACUCGAUGUCGGUGCUGUGGGCGAAGAGAAGGUGUCGCAGCCGGUGUGGCCGAAGCCGGUGGUGCGCGACUCCAAGACUAGAGGGCGUGUCGAGCCACAGGAGCCGCUGGUGUCAAACGACCGCUUCUGCGCGUCUCGAUGCCUCCAAGGGGCCGCAGCAGUCGAGGGAUCGCUAGAGCGACAGACCGUCCUCGAAGAAGAAGACGCGGUCCCGGAUGUAUCCGAGGGUACAGCCCAGAUGGAGGCUCGCGAUGCAGCUGCGGCUGCGGCGGCGAGGAGCUUCGCCAGCUACCACAUCGUCUUCAAGGAUGGAAGGACAGCGUUCCUGCUCAAGUCCAGCCUCAAGCCGUCGGCCUACUACGGCCGGCGACCGGUAGCCAAGAUAUGCAAGGGUGCCACCGUGGGCAUCCCCAUCGUGCGCGGGUUUGACCGCGAUGCGUGGAGCCGGGUGCACGAGAAGGCUUCAAAAGCAACAGCCACAGCAGCUGCGGCGGCGGCGAUGCGUGCGGCGAUGCGGGAGGUCGCCGGAGCCACAGACGUCGAGAGCGAGGCUGGACAGAACGGCCCCGAGGCCGGGCACGGGCUGAUUGACUGUCCGGGCUGCCGAGCCGAGAAGAUGAGCAGCCAGGUGACGGACCUCGUGCUGGUGGCCCACGGUGUGGGCCAGAAACUGGCAGAGCGCGUCGAGAGCUUCCACUUCACACACGCUAUCAACGGGCUGCGGCGUGCCGUCAACGCGGAGCUGCGCAAUCCGGCCAUUCAGGCGGUCCUCCGGCCAGACCACAACGGCAUCAUGCUGCUGCCAGUCAACUGGCGCCACACGGUCUCGUUUGAGGACGGCGGCCUAAGGCCAGGCCAGGAGGCCGAGUCUGGCGGCGCAGUCUUUGGACUCAAGGACAUCGAGCCCGACACAAUUCCGGCAGUGCGCAGCGUCAUCUCCGACGUCAUGUUCGACAUUCCCUUUUACAUGUCGCACCACAAGCCCACAAUGAUCCGCGCGCUGGUGCAGGAAGCCAACCGCGUCUACCGGCUGUGGUGUCGCAACAAUCCCGGCUUUGCCGAGCAUGGCCGCGUCCAUCUCAUCGGCCACUCGCUCGGCAGCGCCAUGGCCAUCGAGGUGCUCUCGCGGCAGCCCACGGUGCCGCCACCGCUGGACCCUGCUACCGUGCUGCCACAGACGACCUUCUUCGAGUUCGACACCAAGAACCUGUUCCUGCUCGGCAGCCCAGCUGCCUUCUUCCUGCUCCUCGAGCGCGGGUCGCUGGUGCCGCGGCGUGGCCGCCACAAGCCGGGCUUCGACGCCAGCAGCGGCUUGGCCGACGGCCUCGACAGCCUCGACGAUCUGGACGGUCGCGUCGUCGGUGAGGCCAGCUUUGGCUGCCUCGCCGUGGACAAUAUCUAUAACAUCCUUGCCAAAGAAGACCCCAUCGCCUACCUGCUCAACGGCACCAUCGACACGACCUACGCAGCCGGUCUCCGGCCAGCCUAUGUGCCGUCAGCCACGGCUGGGUUGCUCGCCUCUGUUGGCCACGCACUGCGUGGCGUUAUGCCUGGCAUGGCUACCACGCCCCAUCCGGCCGAGACGUCGCUGCUGUCCUUGGCGGCCGCUGCUACUACUGCUCCGACCAUGGUGCGGCUGCCGUCGCAGCUUGAGCUCGAGGUGCACGAUUUCACGAGGGAGGAGAUCGCCGAGCGCAAGGCGUAUCUGCUCAACGACAACGGCCAGAUCGACUAUUUUCUGCACUCGGGCGGCGGUCCACUAGAAAUGCAGUAUCUGAACAUGCUCAGCGCCCACACAAGCUACUGGACCAACCCAGACCUUGUCCGUAUGCUGUGCGUCGAGAUUGGCCGCCGUCCUGGCCGUCAGCACACGCUUCCGGCCAUGCGAGUUGUCAAAGCCACGAAGAGGAUCAUUCUGGCUGCGAGAAGCACGAUGAAUGUCUCUCAGCCGGUGGCCUCCACCGUGGAGAGUGUCGAGUUUGUCUUCCUCUCGGCCAGCGAAAUUCGUGCUGCUUCUGUACGGAGAAUCGAGAACGAGAGCACAUUUGACACUCUCCUCAAUCCGGUCCCGGGUGGUCUAUACGACCCCGCUCUAGGAGCAUGGGGUGACGCAAUAUGUACGACUUGCAACCUGGGCCAGUCUCUGUGUCCUGGGCAUGCUGGCCACAUCGACCUUCCGGUCCCUGUAUACCACCCGGUUUUUCUGGACCAGACUCUGCGCCUCCUCCGAGCCGAAUGCAUGUACUGCCACCACUUCCGGCUGCCACACAAGGAGCUCAACCAAUAUGUCUGCAAGCUCCGGCUGCUGCAAUACGGACUUCUGGCCGAGGCCACAAACAUUGAUGCUAUCGGAGAGGACUACGACAGCCUGGCACUUCCCGAUGUUCCGCAAAUCGAAAUCGAGGCCGACGACGACAGCAUGACCCUGUCUGACAGCGUAUCCCGGGCAAGAAGCACCUAUGUUCGGCAGGUCUUGCAGAACCACAAGAUCUCGGCCGGGGACAUCCGGAAAGGCAAGCACGAAGGCGCAUCGGAGAUGCGCCGUGAUCUGGUCGCGCAGUUCAUGAAGGACAUUGUGACCAGUCGGCAAUGCUCACGUUGCAAGGGCAUCUCUCCCAGCUAUCGGAGAGAUCGGUUUGUGAAGGUAUUCGAAAAGCCACUCAGCUCUAAGGAACAGGCAAAGAUGGCAGUCAGUGGUCACUUCAAGGUGCGCGACGCCCUGACCAUCCGGCGCAAGCCCGGCCACAAUGAGUCGGAUGCUGCGUCGGACGAGGGCAUUGCCGACAUCGAUCUCGACUCAGCCAGCAGUGACUCGGAGACGGUGGAGAAGGAUGUCGACGAACUCGACGAAAGUGGCAAGCUGGUACAAAGGGAGGCCGCGAACGGGUCUUUGGCGCCGGAUGCUGCCAAGCAGCGCUACAUCAGCGCGCAAGAAGUCCUCGAGAGACUUCGACUGCUCUUCCACAACGAGCAGGAGGUUCUGCAGCUGAUUUACAGCUCCCGGCCACAGGCAAAGGGCACACAGACAUCGCCAGACAUGUUCUUCAUCGAGGCUCUUCUUGUGCCGCCAAACAAGUACCGACCAGAGGCGCGGACUGGAGAUUCCGAGGUGACCGAAUCACAGCAAAACUCGCUUUACAAGGGUGUGCUGGGCGCGUCGUUCAAGGUCGCCGACAUUCACCGCGAGAUCCUGACGGCUGGGACGGACCGGCGGCGGCAGACUGGGCUGGCCGCCCGCGACAUCAUUGCGCUCCACGAGGCUUGGACAGAGCUCCAGAGCACGGUCAACUCUCUGAUCGACAGCAGCAAGAACCCGGUGCAGGGCCAGAAUGCGAAGCGCAUUGAGGAGGGCAUCAAGCAGAAGCUCGAAAAGAAGGAGGGUCUUUUCCGGAAGAACAUGAUGGGCAAGCGUGUCAACUUUGCGGCUCGCAGCGUCAUCUCGCCCGAUCCGAACAUCGAGACAAACGAGAUCGGCGUGCCGCCGGUGUUUGCGCGCAAGCUCACGUACCCAGAGCCGGUCACCAGCCACAACUUCAAGGUGCUGCAGCAGGCUGUGAUCAACGGGACGGACAAGUGGCCCGGCGCAUCGGCGAUCGAGAACGAGAACGGCCAGGUGGUGAAUCUGAGAAGCAAGUCGCUCGAGGAGCGCAUGGCGCUGGCAAACCAGCUGUUGGCGCCGACAAGCAACAGCAGCUCCAGCGGGAUGCGCGGCAAGAAGGUGUACAGGCACCUCAGCAACGGCGACGUGGUGCUGAUGAACCGGCAGCCAACGCUGCACAAGCCCUCGAUCAUGGGCCACCGCGUCAGGGUUCUUCCAGGCGAGAAGACGAUCCGGAUGCACUAUGCCAACUGCAACACGUACAACGCCGACUUUGACGGAGACGAGAUGAACAUGCACUUUCCGCAAAACGAGAUUGCGCGUGUGGAGGCGCUGCAGCUGGCCGACACCGACCACCAGUACCUUUCUGGCACCCAGGGCAAGCCGCUGCGCGGUCUCAUCCAGGACCAUCUGUCCAUCUCGGUGGCCCUGUGCAGCAAAGACACGUUCUUCCCGCGAGGCGCGUACCAGGAGCUCAUCUACAGCGCGCUGCGCCCAGGGAGCGGCCACAUCAUGGGCGAGCGGAUCGAGCUUGUGCCACCGGCCAUCCUGAAGCCAGUCCCGCGAUGGACGGGCAAGCAAGUGAUCACCACGAUCCUGAAGAACAUCAAGCCGGUCACGCACGGCGACCUGUGGAUGAGCGGAAAGUGCCAGGUUCCCGGCGGCCGUUGGGGAACGCACACGGAAGAGGGAACUGCCAUCUUCCAGGAUGGCGUGCUGGUUACCGGCAUCCUGGACAAGGCUCAUCUCGGGCCCAGCUCUGGCGGUUUCAUCCACGCCAUACACGAAGUGUAUGGCGCUGCAGUUGCGGGCAAGCUGCUCAGCAGCAUGGGCCGUCUCCUGACCAAGCUCCUGAACAUGCGUGCGUUCACGUGCGGCAUGGACGAUCUCCGGCUGACGACGGAAGGUGAGGCGAACCGCAGACGCGAGCUGAAGGCGGCAGAGGGCGCAGGGCUCGAGGUUGCGGCAGCUUACGUCAGCCUACAGGAGCAGAAGCCGACCAGCAAAGACCCCGAGCUGCUGCACCGGCUGGAGGAGGUGAUGCGAGACGACAGCAAGCAAGAGGGCCUCGACGUGCUGAUGAACAACAAGAGCUCCAGCGUGUCAAGCGGCGUCACCAAGGCAUGCUUGCCCGACGGGCUGGAAAAGGCGUUCCCGCACAACCACAUGCAGUCGAUGACGACGUCCGGCGCCAAGGGCGGCGGUGUGAAUGCGAACUUGAUUUCCUGCAAUCUGGGACAGCAGGUGCUGGAGGGCCGGCGUGUGCCGCUGAUGGUGAGCGGCAAGUCGCUGCCGUGCUUCCCGGAAUACGACUCGAGCCUGAGGGCGGGCGGCUACAUUGUGAACCGAUUCUUGACAGGCAUCCGGCCACAGGAGUACUACUUCCAUCACAUGGCCGGCCGCGAGGGUCUGAUCGACACGGCCGUCAAGACGUCGCGUUCGGGCUACCUCCAGCGAUGUCUCAUCAAGGGCAUGGAAGGGCUGAAGGUGGCAUACGACACGUCUGUGCGCGAUGCGGACGGCAGCGUGGUGCAGUUUCUGUACGGCGAGGACGGACUGGACGUGACGAAGCAGAAGUACCUGACUGACUUCAGCUUCCUGCUGCGCAACCUGGACUCGCAGAUGUCGUACAUGAAGUUCUCGGAUCCGCGGACGGCGGCACUGUUUGAGCACCGCGAAGAGUUUGCCAAGCAGACGAAGCGGAUGAUCAAGAAGGCCGGCAGCAGCCCGACAUUUGCGGAAGAGCCGGUCAACUCGCUCGUCAACCCGGCCCGACACGCGUAUGCCAUGUCGGAGAAGUUCUUUAGCGCCAUGUCGACGUACAUCCGCGAGAACAAGGACCGGCUGGUCAAGGACAAGAAGGAGCAGCAGACGGGAGGACCGGCGGCGAUGGGGCGCAAGUCUGUCGAGCGCGUGUUUGCGGCCAAGUAUCUCCGCUCACAGGUCGAGCCGGGCGAAUCGGUGGGCAUCGUGGCCGGACAGUCGGUGGGCGAGCCGUCGACGCAGAUGACGCUGAACACGUUCCAUCUGGCUGGCCACUCGGCCAAGAACGUCACGCUGGGUAUUCCGCGUCUGCGCGAAAUCCUGAUGACAGCUAGUGCCAAGAUCUCGACGCCGGCAAUGACGCUUGUGCUGAAGGAGGGUCUUGCACACGAGCAGGCUGAGCAGUUUGCCAAGUCGAUCAGCCUGUUGCCGCUCUCCCACGUGCUGGACGAGAUCACGGUGCGCGAGCGCGUUGGCAAGGGCGUUGGGUAUGCCGUGGCCAAGAUGUUCGACGUCCGGCUGCGUCUCUUUCCGUCGGCCGAGUACACGACGACGUAUGCGGUCGAGGUGGCGCAAGUGCUGGACGCGGUGGAGAAGCGGUUGAUGCCGACGCUGCGCAAGCUGAUGGCCAAGGCUUUGAAGCAGCAUGAGAAGAGCUCGAACAGCGGAGCGCUGCCCGAGAUCGGAGUGAGGGCUGGUGUGGUGGCGGUGGCGGCGGCAGCUCCGAGUGCCGAUGAGGGCGAUGUGGCAGGCGAAGACGACGACAGCGACGGCGACGAGGGCGACAACGAUGCCACCAGCGCCAAGCAGCGGGCCAACAGGGACGAGGCGGUCUCGUACGGGCCCAACGACGACGACGACGAUGCGAUCCAGGCACAGAUGGACCGGACAGACGACGAGCUGUCGGAUGACGAGGGCAAUGUUAGUAGCUCGAAGCUAGCAGCAGGCAGCAGGAAGAACGGGGACGAGAAAGAGGACAAGGACGAGAACGACGAGGACGAAAACGAGGACGAGGACGAUGACGAUGACCGGAUGACAGGAGUGCAGCUCGCAGAACACCUGGCUAAAUCCAAGGAACGCGAGGCACGGGUGAAGGGAGCUAACCAGAACAUCACGCGCUUCCGGGCAGACGAGAAGCUGGGCGAAUGGUGCGAGUUCACGCUGGAGCUGGCAGCAGACGCCCCCAAGAUGCUGAUGCUGAGCGUGGUGGAGGAUGCCGUGAGACGAUCGGUGGUGCGGCAGAUCAGUGGUGUGGGUGCAUGCACGUUUGUCGAGAACGAAGAGAUGGUCGAUCCGCUCAGCGGCGAGAUGGUUAAGAAGCCGGUGGUACAUACAGUCGGCACCAACGUGCGGGCGAUGCAGUCGUUCAGCGACGUCAUCGACACUGACCAGAUCUCGACAAACGACAUCGUGUCGGUGCUGGAGAUCUACGGCGUGGAGGCCUGCCGGAAUACCAUCAUCCGGGAACUCAACGCCGUGUUCGGGUCACAUGGCAUCAGCGUGGACCAUCGCCAUCUCAACCUGAUCGGUGACUACAUGACGCGUGGCGGCGGCUUCAUGCCUUUCAACCGCUACGGCCUGAAGGGCAACGUCAGCCCGUUCACCAAAAUGAGUUUCGAGACCACGCUCGCCUUCUUGAAGGACGCGUUGAUUGAUGCCGACUGGGACGGCCUGACGACGCCGAGCAGUCGCAUUGUCAUGGGACGUCUGAGCAAGACCGGCACAGGCUCGUUCGAUGUGCUGACAAGAGUCCCGAUGGAGCACUACGACCCGAUGCAGGGAGUUGAAGCAGCAUAA